This is a messenger RNA of Oncorhynchus gorbuscha (pink salmon), 2651 nucleotides long. RefSeq names its product choline-phosphate cytidylyltransferase A-like. The record is from RefSeq and is a predicted model, not a curated record. Gene Ontology annotation, cellular component: endoplasmic reticulum. The transcript has 10 exons. Lineage: Eukaryota; Metazoa; Chordata; Actinopteri; Salmoniformes; Salmonidae. The coding region runs from base 475 to 1566 and encodes 363 amino acids. Gene Ontology annotation, biological process: CDP-choline pathway. Gene Ontology annotation, molecular function: choline-phosphate cytidylyltransferase activity; phosphatidylcholine binding.
AGUUCCUAUGUGGAGUAAACCACAUACUGUAAUGUCUUUGAGUAAACCUGUCAAUCCGAGGACUGCAGAAGUACUGUGUUGAUAAUCCGUCUGCUCUUCCCCUCUACAUAUCGAGCUGCUGACACAGUUCGUGACAUUGGACUAACGUUACCUGCUUGUUGGGAGUCGGUAAAUUGUUAUACUAGCUAGUUAUUACAUUUAGCGUUAGCCAACAGCUAGCUAGUUAGCAGCAGAAAGCGCACCAACUUCACAGUCAGUAAGAUUUUCCUAGAACACUGCCUAUGAGCUAGUUUUCAACAGUAACGUUAGCUACUUCUACACUGCAAAACCCAGGCCAGGCACAACGACGCAGAAACACACCACUCGACCUUUCUACCUCCUUGUAGUGCCCAGUGGAUGGACGCCGCCUUGUGGUGGAUAAUGGAAUUGGUGUGAAUUGCAUUCAAUGUAGACUCAUUGGGGAGAGACUGAUCUAUGACAGACAGCCCCGGGAUGGAGGCCCACAGCUCAAGCCGGUCCAGCCUAUCCAGGAAGAGGAGGAGAGAUGGGUCUAACGGAGAGACCGAGGAGGUAGAACGGCCAGGGAAAGUCCCAAGAUCCACCGUGGGUUUAAAAGAUCCCGCCCCCUAUGCUGAUGAGCUGGAGUCGGCUGAGGACACUCCAUACCUGCGAGUCAGUAUGGAUGAGGCCAAGAGGGGAACUCCAUUUGAUAGGCCAGUUCGGGUGUAUGCAGAUGGCAUCUUUGAUGUGUUCCACUCAGGCCAUGCCCGGGCCCUCAUGCAGGCCAAGGGCCUCUUUCCGAACACACACCUUAUUGUGGGCGUGUGUAGUGACGACCUGACACACAAGUUCAAGGGGUUCACGGUGAUGAACGAGGACGAGCGCUACGACGCAGUCAGCCACUGUCGCUACGUGGAUGAGGUCGUCAGGAACGCGCCCUGGACGCUUACGCCCGAGUUCCUCUCCAAGCACAGAAUCGACUUUGUUGCUCAUGACGACAUCCCAUAUACAUCAGCAGGCCAGGACGACGUUUACAAGCACAUCAAGGAGGCGGGCAUGUUUGCGCCUACCCAGCGGACGGAGGGAAUCUCCACCUCGGACAUCAUCACGCGCAUCGUCCGCGACUAUGAUGUGUACGUGCGACGCAACCUGCAACGCGGCUACACGGCCAAGGAGCUCAACGUCAGCUUCAUCAAUGAGAAGAAGUACCACCUGCAGGAACGUGUGGACAAGGUGAAGAGGAAGGUGAAAGAUGUGGAGGAGAAGAGUAAAGAGUUUGUGCAGAAGGUGGAGAACAAGAGCAUUGACCUCAUCCAGAAGUGGGAGGAGAAGUCCCGGGAGUUCAUUGGCAACUUUCUGCAGAUGUUCGGCCCUGAGGGAGCACUGAAGCACAUGUUGAAGGAGGGCAAAGGGCGCAUGCUGCAGGCCAUCAGCCCCAGCAGCAGCCCCACCCGCGAGCGUUCCCCCUCACCCUUCUUAAACAAGGCCUCACCUUCCCCUCCAUCCCACCACAAUGCAGCACGGGGAUACCACAUCAGCGAGGAUGAUGAGUCUGAUGAAGAUUAAGGCUCACUUUUAUUUAUUUUUCUUGGUCUGUUAAUCCCGCCCAUCAACAAUAUCAGCAUUCAACCCCUCCAAACAAAUCAGUAUGUCCACUUAUAUAUGUAUAGCAUUGUCUCUCACUUCAUUUGCUCUACCCAUUUAAUUUUUCUGCUCCCUUUUUCAAUUGAUGUCCAUUUCUUAUGGACUGUACUACUGUCAGUCCAAGGAGGGUUGAUGCAGUGUAGCGGUCACAUCUCUUAAUUUUAUUCAGUCAGUAACCAUUACCCUUCAUGUCACUUCAAUUUUAAUUUCACAUUAUCAAUUUCUCUGAUGCACCGUUCCUACUCAAGAUGUUAAUCUUAGCAAGGUGAUUUUAUCUUGUGGAAUUGGUGUUUGGUGCACUGUUGAAUUCCUUCUCAGAGUUGAGUCUUUGCAAUGUAGGAACCAUCAGUCCCAUGCUCUCCCCUCAAAGUGUUAUUGUGCAUGUGUGUAAACUGCUAGUUGUGUAGGCAUGUCAAUGUCCUCCAUCCAUGGACUGACCUGGAUUCAGCUUGACUGUUUUUGCACAUUGUAAUAAUGCUUAGUUGGUUUUGAUGGUCAGUCUUUGGACAGUGGAUUUUAAAGAAUAGUGCCCAGCGUUUGAACUCCAGAACUAGAUCUUGUUCAGUAGGGCUCAAGAACUUAUUUUCAGGGGGUUCCUGUUUUUUGGGGUUUGACAAUGUGCCCAAUAACAAGACUUCAUUUUAAAAACGACUGGGGAAUACAAUUGUCCCAUCUCUCCCUCCUGUAGUUGGGCAUUGCUUGUUUUUGGCUGUUGGCCCAUCCCAUACUGGGCUUAGUCUCCAUGGUGGCAAAGCAGGAUUUUAAAAAAUGUAUUCCCUAUACAGUAGGCUAGCUGAAAUAUGGGAUUACUUUAAGCAUAGUAUUAGAUUUAAGAAUCAGUCCAUUAAAACUGCUUCUCAUUAGGGGCAUGGGCUAUAGAUCACUUGGUGGCAAGACUUGUCUAACUAUAUACAUGGAAACAAGAACAUUGUUUUAACCAUUGUUUGUGUUGAAUUUGUAGGGCUAAGAGAAACCAGUAGAACAUAAAUGGAAUUUUUUUAAAUUUA